Acanthosepion pharaonis is the source of this 1128-nucleotide messenger RNA. NCBI's taxonomy places the organism in Eukaryota, Metazoa, Mollusca, Cephalopoda, Sepiida, Sepiidae. The record is from the annotation of a GenBank genome assembly.
AUGAACCGUCAUACCUAUAUCCCCGAGACUUCGCAGCGGUUUUUAGCUGGCCCGGGGGAGCAGGAAGCCUCCCUGAUUCGCGACUUUGACGCGCCCAGUCAAGUCGAUCAAGCCCUGCAGCUUCCAGCUCUCUCCUGCAGCCUUCAGAUCACUCUUACGGCUUCCAGCACUCCUACCGCUUCCAGCUCACUCCUGCAGUUUACAGUUCACCCCUGCGGCGCUUUACUGACGUCCCGCUGCCCACUGACAUCUAGCACCCAUUAUCGUCCGGACACCGUUCAAACGACCUCUGUCUUUUUUACCAUCCACCGUUUGCAAAUAAAGACACAAUUUCCAUCGUCUACAACGGACCGUCUGCGUUUGUCAUCCUUCUUUGCUAUUGCAAUCUCCUUGCCCUUGUGUCCCCCUUUUAGUAGAACGGUCGAUUGGCACUCACACCUCUCGGCCCGCUGCAACAUAUUUACGUUUAAAUUAGAAUUUUUCUUUUUGUCCUUCUAUAUCUCCCCACCUCUCUCUCAAACACUUUUUGUCCUUCUAUAUCUCCCCACCUCUCUCUCAACCACUUUUUGUCCUUCUGUAUCUCCCCACCUCUCUCUCAACCACUUUUUGUCCUUCUGUAUCUCCCCACCUCUCUCUCAACCACUUUUUGUCCUUCUGUAUCUCCCCCCACCUCUCUCUCAACCACUUUUUGUCCUUCUGUAUCUCCCCACCUCUCUCUCAACCACUUUUUGUCCUUCUAUAUCUCCCCACCUCUCUCUCAACCACUUUUUGUCCUUCUGUAUCUCCCCACCUCUCUCUCAACCACUUUUUGUCCUUCUAUAUCUCCCCACCUCUCUCUCAACCACUUUUUGUCCUUCUGUAUCUCCCCACCGCUCUCUCAACCACUUUUUGUCCUUCUGUAUCUCCCCACCUCUCUCUCAACCACUUUUUUUGUCCUUCUAUAUCUCCCCACCUCUCUCUCAACCACUUUUUUGUCCUUCUAUAUCUCCCCACCUCUCUCUCAACCACUUUUUGUCCUUCUGUAUCUCCCCACCUCUCUCUCAACCACUUUUUGUCCUUCUAUAUCUCCCCACCUCUCUCUCAACCACUUUUUGUCCUUCUAUAUCUCCCCACCUCUCUCUCAACUAG